Molecule: messenger RNA, 1629 nt
Organism: Salmo salar (Atlantic salmon)
Lineage: Eukaryota; Metazoa; Chordata; Actinopteri; Salmoniformes; Salmonidae
Source: RefSeq, a predicted model, not a curated record
AUGGAAGCACUACUACAACCACCUCCACCAACACCAACACUACUACAACCACCACUACAACCACUACAACCACCUCCACCACCACCUCCACUACUACAACCACCUCCACCACCACCACCACUACUACAACCACCACUACCUCCACCAACACCAACACCACCACCACCACCACCACCACUACCACCACCACUUCAACCACCUCCACCACCACCACUACAACCACCACUACCUCCACCAACACCAACACCACCACCACCACCUCCACCACCACUACCACCACCACCACCACCACCACCACUACCACCACCUCCACCAACACCACCACUACAACCACCUCCACCACCACCACCACUACCACCACCUCCACCACCACCACCACUACAACCACCUCCACCAACACCACCACUACAACCACCUCCACCACCACCACCACUUCAACCACCACCACCACCACCUCCACCACCACCACCACUACAACCACCUCCACCAACACCACCACUACAACCACCUCCACCACCACCACCACUACAACCACCUCCACCACCAACACCACCACUACUACAACCACCUCCACCAACACCACCACUACAACCACCACUACAACCACCUCCACCACCACCACCACCACCACCACCUCCACCACCACCACCACCACUUCAACCACCUCCACCACCACCACCACUACAACCACCUCCACCACCACCACCACUACAACCACCACUACAACCACCUCCACCACCACCUCCACCACCACCUCCACCACCAACACCACCACUACAACCACCACUACAACCACCUCCACCACCACCACCACUACAACCACCUCCACCACCACCACUACAACCACCUCCACCACCACCACCACUACAACCACCUCCACCAACACCACCACUACUACAACCACCUCCACCACCACCACCACUACAACCACCUCCACCAACACCACCACCACUACAACCACCUCCACCAACACCACCACCACUACAACCACCUCCACCACCACCACCACUACAACCACCAAUACAACCACCUCCACCACCACCACCACUACAACCACCUCCACCAACACCACCACCACUACAACCACCACUACCUCCACCAACACCACCACUACUACAACCACCACUACCUCCACCACCACCACCACUACAACCACCUCCACCAACACCACCACCACCUCCACCAACACCACCACCUCCACCAACACCACCACCUCCACCAACACCACCACCACCACCACCUCCACCAACACCACCACCUCCACCAACACCACCACCACCACCACCUCCACCAACACCACCACCUCCACCAACACCACCACCACCACCACCUCUACUACCACCACCUCUACUAUUACCACCACCUCCACCAACACCACCACCUCCACCAACACCACCACCCCCACAACCACCACCUCUACUACUACCACCACCUCUACUACCACCACCUCUACUAUUACCACCACCUCCACCAACACCACCACCUCCACCAACACCACCACCACCACCACCUCUACUAUUACCACCACCUCCACCAACACCACCACCUCCACCAACACCACCACCUCUACUACUACCAACACCUCUACUACCACCCUCUACUACCACCCUCUCAACUAUUACCACCACC